AAUUCUCCAACAGUUUACACAAUUAAUCUAACAGUAUGCCAUUACGAUUGUGACGUGUUAUAUAUAAUAUAUACGUAUAUAUACAUUUUUUCUUUUAAGAAAAUAUUUAGUGCGAGGCAGGAAUUGUGUGCGCAAAAAAGUGGAAAAGACGGCGAAGAAAAAUAUCACAGUAAGAAAGAAUGAUGCAGGAUGAAGACUUGGGAGGUUCAGGAAGAAAAAAUGUUUUUAGCCAAGGAGUGAUAAGAAUAUCACAGAUAUAUCAAAGAUAUUUAGAUCUAUGGACUCCCCAUGUAAUAUCGCGAUGGAUAUUUGCUUUAGUUUUAUUAGUAAUUUUUAUUCUUCGUAUAUUUAUCUCUCAGGGGUGGUAUAUCGUCACGUAUGCCCUAGGAAUUUAUCACCUCAAUUUAUUCAUAGCAUUCCUUACUCCAAAAAUUGAUCCUGCCAUGGAUUUUGAUGAUGGAGAAGGUCCAGAAUUACCUACGAGAUCAAAUGAGGAGUUCAGGCCAUUUAUUAGAAGAUUACCUGAAUUUAAAUUUUGGUAUUCAGUAACAAAAUCUACGAUUGUCGCCAUGAUAUGCACCCUAUUCGAUUGCUUUAACAUACCAGUAUUCUGGCCAAUACUUGUUAUGUAUUUCAUAACACUAUUUUGUAUUACAAUGAAGAGGCAAAUAAAGCAUAUGAUCAAGUACAGGUAUCUACCUUUCACUCAUGGUAAACCAAAAUAUCAAAAUCACGAAGACACCUCGCGAUUGAUGUCGUCAAAAUAAACAGUAAAGAGUACAUUGUGCCUGUACAAGAUGGAAGGGGAAAAUGAGUGUAGAUUUUAAUUUUUCCCAGUACAGGAUGAGGAAUACUAGCAAGAAAAGGAGAAACUGAUUUUUUUUAAUUGCCAUUAAAGAGAAAGAGUAUUGCCUUGUACAAGAAAGGAUUGAGUCUUCGUAAGGACUUGUAACUCUAAAUUAUAUAAAAUGUACGGUAUAUAACUGAAUUAUCUUAAUAUAUUUGUAUCAUAAAACUUGUACAAAAUAUUGUUAGCUCUUAUCUCAUUAAAAGAAAUGAGGAAAAAAUAUGGUCACAUCGUUUCGAAUGUAGUUGUCAGUGUAAUAGACAAAUGUUCAUAUACACGUAAAGAUUUGUUAAUA
This is a messenger RNA of Monomorium pharaonis (pharaoh ant), 1142 nucleotides long. Its product is annotated as protein RER1. The transcript is spliced from 6 exons. Gene Ontology annotation, cellular component: Golgi membrane. Gene Ontology annotation, biological process: retrograde vesicle-mediated transport, Golgi to endoplasmic reticulum; protein retention in ER lumen. Lineage: Eukaryota; Metazoa; Arthropoda; Insecta; Hymenoptera; Formicidae. The record is from RefSeq and is a predicted model, not a curated record. The coding region runs from base 180 to 767 and encodes 195 amino acids.